This is a messenger RNA of Cynoglossus semilaevis (tongue sole), 2852 nucleotides long. RefSeq names its product poly (ADP-ribose) polymerase 2 (gene parp2). NCBI's taxonomy places the organism in Eukaryota, Metazoa, Chordata, Actinopteri, Pleuronectiformes, Cynoglossidae. Gene Ontology annotation, cellular component: nucleolus. The transcript has 18 exons. Bases 143 to 2104 code for a protein of 653 amino acids. Gene Ontology annotation, biological process: protein poly-ADP-ribosylation; double-strand break repair. Gene Ontology annotation, molecular function: NAD+ poly-ADP-ribosyltransferase activity; zinc ion binding. The record is from RefSeq and is a predicted model, not a curated record.
UCAAACAUCUUAAUAUUAAGCGAACCCGACAAUUCCGGAAACGACAGGGGGAGUUUAAAGUUUGCCGCGUCGCCUGUUCUCACUGAAUUUUAUUUGUGUAAAUAGCUCAUUAUUGUUGUUUUGUUUUUGUCCUUGUAACAUUAUGAGGCGAACAAGAACCUCGAGAAAUAAAAGCCAGUGUGUGAAAGAAACAGAAGAAUCCCGGUUAAAAACAGUGUGGCAGUGGAGGGGAGAUGAUGGCCAGUGGGAAGCUUAUUCUCCUUCGGCCUCUGCGAUGUUGGACUCCGCCGUCUCCUCAGGACAAACCUCUUUCACUCUGACUUUAGAUUCUGGUGCCUCCUACAAUGUGGACCUUAAGAAGAUGGUCCAGAUUAAUCCUGUCACCAAGUACAAGAGGAAGAUUCGCUGUCAGAAAGUUAAACAAGAAGUCUUGAAUGAAAGCAGCGACUUGACUGUUAGUCAUGACACUGUAGUUCAAAUUAAAGAGGAGCUUAAGGAGGAGGAGCGGGAGGAGGAGGAGAAGGAACAACCUGCAGCCAAGAGGAAACGAUCGCAGAAGAACGAAAAAACACCCGAUGGGGAAACAGAAUGUGACGCGGUGAGGACCGUGGUCAUGAAGGGAAAAGCUCCAGUAGAUCCUGAAUGUAAAAGUAAAGUUGGAAAGGCUCAUGUUUAUUGUGAAGGAAGUGACGUUUAUGACGUGAUGUUAAAUCAGACAAACCUGCAGUUUAACAACAAUAAGUUCUACCUGAUCCAGCUGCUGCAGGACGACAGCUCCAAGGUGUACAGUGUGUGGAUGAGGUGGGGCAGAGUGGGUCAGCCGGGUCAGAACAGCCUGGUCGCCUGCGGCAGUGAUCUGUUAAAGGCCAAAAAUGUCUUCAAGAAAAAGUUUUCAGACAAGACCAAGAACGAGUGGGAAUACAGAGAGACGUUUGAGAAAGUGCCCGGAAAAUAUGACAUCGUCUACAUGGACUAUAACACAGAUGAGAAAAAGGAGGAGAAGCUCGGGUCGACGUCCAGCACCGAGGUCCAGAAGAAGCCCUCGAGGCUGAAUCCAAAGGUCCAGUCUCUGCUGCAGCUCAUCUGUGACCUAAAGGCCUUAGAGGAGUGUGUGCUGGAGAUGAAGUUUGACACCAAGAAAGCUCCUCUGGGAAAACUGACCUCGGAGCAGAUCCGUUCAGGCUACACUGCGCUGAAGAAGAUCGAGGAGUGUCUGAAGAACAAGAGCAGCAGGAAGACGCUGGAAGACGCCUGCAACCAGUUCUACACCCGUAUCCCUCAUAAUUUUGGGUUGAAACGUCCACCAAUCAUUGACUCCCAGGCAGAGCUGAAGGAGAAAAUUGCCCUUUUAGAGGCACUGAGUGACAUUCAGAUCGCGGUGAAGAUGGUGCGGUCCAGUAACGACGGUGAUGAACAUCCUCUGGACAGACAGUACCAGAACCUCCACUGUGGUCUGCAGCCUCUGGACUCCUGCACCCACGAGUUCAAGGUGAUAGAACAGUACCUGCAGUCCACGCACGCCUCCACCCACAACACCUACACCAUGACUGUCACCGACAUCUUCUCAGUGGACCGGGACAGAGAGAGCGCCAACUUCCUGUCACAGCUGCACAACAGGACUCUGCUGUGGCACGGGUCCCGUCUGUCUAACUGGGUGGGCAUCCUCAGUCAGGGGCUCAGAGUGGCCCCCCCCGAAGCACCGGUCACUGGAUACAUGUUCGGUAAAGGGAUCUACUUUGCGGACAUGUCGUCAAAGAGCGCCAACUACUGUUACCCCAGUCAGAAUAACAACGUUGGACUGUUGCUGCUGUGCGAGGUUGCACUAGGAAACAGCAACGAGCUGCGAGACGCAGACUACAAGGCCGGCGAGCUGCCCACGGGCACACACAGCACCAAGGGUCUGGGAAGGACCAGGCCUGACCCCAAGAACUCAGUUACGCUGGACGGGGUCACGGUGCCCAUGGGCCCGGGGGUGACCACCGGGGCGACUCAGAGCCACAGUUACUCCCUCCUCUACAAUGAGUUUGUGGUUUACGACCCGGCUCAGACCCGCAUGAGGUACCUGCUGAGGAUCCAGUUCAACUUCUCUCGUACACUGUGGUGAAGUCCAGACAGAGCUGAGGUUCAACAGGAGAGAAUUCUCCAGAACACAAACGACGACGGUGUUGGCUCUGACGUUGAACCGAAAAUCUGUUCAUCAUCUGAUCUUCAUGUAAAAGUACAAAACUGUCAUUUUUCCACUUUUCCUUCUGAUUCCACAUGAAAUGAAACAACCUGUGACGUUGGUCUGUUUUAAUAAGGUGGAAAAAAAGAUGUGGAACUCUUUUAUCAACUACUGUCGUUUCCUUUGCUUUUUUUUACAUCUGUCUGUUUUAAUUGUUUUUUUUUUCAUAAAUAAACAAGACAAAAAAUGUCAGUUGAUUUUUAUUUGUGUAAAGACAAAAACAUUUGUUGAUGAAAUGACUCACGAAACAGGAAACAUGUACAGUAUUCACAUUAUUGAUCGGGUUUUUCAUUACGACACACAGUGGAAUGUGUGUGGAUAUGUGUGUGUGUGUGGUGUACAUUUUGUGUUUGUACAGUUUCACCUCCAGCCCAGCAGGUAGAGGAAGAUGAGGAUGAUGUCCAGGUAGAGGGUGAGGGCAGCGGUGACGUACUCCUCAGGAUCCAGACGGAAACUGAACAGCCCCACCAUCAGUUGACAGUCCAACAUCAAAAACUGUGAAUAGAGCAGGGCUCCCAGACAGCCGUAGGCCACAUCAGUGAUGUAGGAGUAGUAGAAGGUGCAGAUGAAUCCAAACAUGAUCAGGUCCAUGGCCAGAAUCAGCAGGGCGCCAGAAAAUAUGGUGAAA